Diaporthe citri is the source of this 2391-nucleotide messenger RNA. RefSeq lists its product as uncharacterized. The coding region runs from base 1 to 2391 and encodes 796 amino acids. The record is from RefSeq and is a predicted model, not a curated record. NCBI's taxonomy places the organism in Eukaryota, Fungi, Ascomycota, Sordariomycetes, Diaporthales, Diaporthaceae. The transcript has 5 exons. Gene Ontology annotation, cellular component: cytoplasm.
AUGCGCUUGGCCAUGUACGCCGGGGCCUCGGCGGCCCUCGCGGCCGCGGUUGUCACGUCGGCCUUCUACCAGCGCGCCAACUUCUACUCGGCCAUGGUCUAUCUGUCGCAGAGCAACCUCUGCUUGAUGAUCCUCGUCAACCUCGUCUUCCUUGUCUACGGCUCCUUCAUGUACGGCCUCCAGCGCCUCUGCUUCGGGUCCCUCCGCCCCGUCGAGGUCGAGCAGCUCUACGAGAAGGCCUGGUUCGCCAUCACCGAGACCUGCCUCGCCAUGACCGUCUUCCGCGAAGAGGUCGGCGCCUUCUUCAUCGUCAUGUUCACCGCCCUUAUCACGGGUAAGGUCUGGGGCUGGAUCGGAGAGGGCCGCGUCGAGGUCUUUGAGCAGCAACCGCCCGCGAACCCCCGCCUCUUCCACGCCCGCCUCGUCGUGUCGCUGCUCUCGAGCAUCAUAUACAACUCUUGGCUGCUGAGCUACUGCAUCAACACCGUCGUCGCCCAGGCCAAGCCCACGAUGAUGGUCAUGUUCUUGUUCGAAUUCGCGGUCCUGGCGGUCGGUUCCCUGCACACCGGGUUGCGAUAUGUUAUCUCGCUGGUCGAGGCGAGUGUCAUCAAGAGGCAGACUGCCCAGAGGUUAGAGCAACGAAGGCGGGAGGUGAGAGAGCAGAGAGCAGAGAUCCUGCGAAGAAGAGAGGCCGGGGAGACGACCGAAGAUGCCGAGACACUGCCGGACGAGGACGAUAUCGAUGAGAUGGAUAUCGAAGUCCCAGGUUGGGAUACGAAGGGCCAGUGGAUCUUAUUCCUGGACCUCUUCGCUGAUCUGCUCAAGCUCUCGGUCUACACCGCAUUCUUCUGCGUGUUGCUCGUCUUCUACGGCCUACCGAUUCACAUAAUGAGAGACCUUUUCAUGACUACAAGAAGCUUCGUCAAGCGACUGACAGCCCUGCUGAGAUACAAGCAGGCACUGAGGGAUAUGAGUCGAUACCCAGACGCCACGGCGGAGGACCUCGGGCGCGAAGAUACUUGCAUUAUCUGCCGAGAGGAGAUGCGACCUUGGGACCCGAACGCCGGGCAGGUGGAGAGAACAAGACCGAAGAAACUACCAUGCGGGCAGAAUCAGCCCGCACCAGCGAACGGUCAGCCACCCGGCGUGCAGGAUGCACAGCUUAAUGGGCAGGCCGGACAAGACGGUCAACAACAACCCGCAGGCCCUAGAGCCGCCAUGCGAUACAUCAACCUCGGCCCAAUAAGGUUGGGUUUUGCCCAGGGUGGGCAGGAGGUGGCAGAGCUGGCGAAUAGAAUGGGCGUCGACUUGAAUGGCCCCAAUCCCCCUGCGGCGGCACAGGCGAAUAUUCCCGCGACAAAUCCUGUGGAUCUUUCGACGAUGGAGGCUGUUCGUAAUAGGUUGCUGGAAGUCGAUCAAAGGAUCCAGCAGGAAGUCCGUGAUAUACAGCAAGGCAUACAGAAUGUCCACAUGGCCCAACACGAACUGCAGCUCAUCAACAUCAUGCUUUCUGAGCUCGCACGCAUCCGACAGCUUAACCCUGGCCAGCAACAACCCACAACCCAGCCUGGCCCGCCGAUACCUACCCCUAAUGGUGCUAAUGCUCCGGCUGGUGGUGUACCUCCCCAGCAGCCAGGUGCCGCGCCGAUACCAACGCCGGUCGCAUAUCCCGCUGGCCAGAUUCCUCUCGCGACGAUGCCCCAGGCCUCAAACCCCUUCAUUCCUAGGAUGAACUCGCCCACCGUAACACGUCACGGGGCCGUUCCACAGACAUCAGCUAUUCCCUCUGGCAGCGCAGACCUUCCCGAAGGUGUCGUUAUCCCACCAGGAUGGUCCCUCAUGCCCCUUCAGCGCCUCGACGCGGGUGCGGUCCCGGCAAAUGGGACUCAAAUCCACGAUGGUCUGACACCAAACCACCCGCCAGAAGGGGCCCAGCAAGCUGGAAACGGCCAGCCAAAUGGGGCCAUACCACCCCAGUCGUCGAGCAGCACUGGUGGAAUGGCCUCGGGCAUUAAUGGAGGAGCCACAUCCGAGGAGAUCCACAGUACAGACGCUCAUCAGGCUCCCCGCCAGUCGACAGCCGAACCACCCCAAGUGGCAGCCCCAACACCGGUGACGCCAGUCUGGGGUGGGUCGGCGCAGCUCUUUGGCGGCGGCGGUGGGAGUGGUGGGUUGCCAUUCGGGCUAGAAGCGCCUGGCUCGAGCCGGUCUGCAUCCCAGACACGCGAAGGGGAGAACAGCAGCAACCAGGAGACUGGUGAUGAGGGCGCGAGCGCUUCCGGUGAGGCGAGUGCGUCAGCUGCUCCGCCAGCGGCCGAGGGGCACGAGGAUUCCUCGGCGGCCACGAAGGGCAAAGCGCCUGCUGCUACCGUAGAGGAUGCCGAGGACUGA